UAAAUAUAAUUAAUAAUGGGUUGUGCUUCAUCUGAUUCUGCUUCUGCAAAUAAUCCUAGAAAAUUAGAACAAUAAAAAGAGUUUACAGGAGAAAAGAUUUCAUAAGAGAUCUUUGUAGACUUAAAAGAUGGAAACAUUUAUGAUGAGUAUGAGGUCAGGUCAACAUUAGGUGAAGGAGCAUUUGGUUGUGUAAAAUUAGUGGCACAUCGAAAAACUAGUAUUAGUUAUAUAAAUAGUAGAAAUACAAUAUGCUAUGAAACAAAUUAAGAAAUAGGGAUUAAUUAAGGAAGACCAAAAGAUUUUAUUUAGUGAGAUGGACAUUUUGAGGUUAAUUGACCAUCCUAAUAUUGUUAAGUUACAUAAACUAUAUUAAGAUAAUAUCCAUUAUUAUAUGAUUACUGAUGUAUGUUAAGGGGGUGAACUAUUUGAUAAACUGGCAUCAGAAAAGAACUUUACUGAAAAAAAGGCAGCUGAGAUUAUGAAAUAAAUCUUAUCUGCUGUUACAUAUUGCCAUGAAAGGAAAAUCAUUCAUAGAGAUUUAAAAUUAGAAAACAUAUUAUUAGAAACUAAAAACUCUAAUUCUAAUAUUAAAGUAAUAGAUUUCGGUACUUCUCGUAAAGUACAAGAAAAUGAAAAAUUAAAAUUAAAAAUUGGGACUGUAUUCUAUUAAAUUAAAUUUAAGUUGUAUUAUAUGGCUCCUGAAGUAUUUUAAGGUCAAUAUGAUUUAAAAGUAGAUGUUUGGAGUGUUGGUGUUAUCUUAUAUAUAUUGUUAUGUGGUUAUCCUCCUUUUAAUGGAGAUGACACAACAAUUAAAAAGAAAAUUCAAAAAGGAACUUUUGAAUUUAAUGGUAAUACAAUCAAUUUAAUAUGAUAAUUAGAUACUGAUUGGAGGUCUAUCUCAUAAGAUGCAAAAGAUUUGAUUGUUAAAAUGCUCAAAUUUGAUCCUUAAUAAAGAAUUACUGCUCAGCAAGCACUUUCAGAUCCAUGGAUAUAAUCAAAAGCGCCUAAUACGCCAGUAUAGGCAAAUGCACUAUAAAAUUUAAAAGAUUUUUAUGUAUGAAAAUGAAACUUUAAUUUUAGAGUACAUCGAAAUUAAAGAAUGCAAUAUAAUUAUUUAUUGUUACUCAAGUUUCAACUUAUUAGGAAAAGGAAGAGUAAUUGAAAUAGUUUAAAGCUAUGGAUACUGAUGGUAAUGGAACAAUUAGUCCUGAAGAAUUAAAAAAACAUUAUUCAAAAUUUUAUGGAACAGAAUAAGCUGAGAAAUUAGUUCAAGAAAUUAUGAAAUAAGUUGAUAUUAAUUAAUCAGGACAUAUUGAUUUUAAUGGUAAUUCAAAUACUAAAUAUGAUUUUAAUUAGAAUUUUUAGUUGCUGCUGCGAACAAAGAAAAAAUACUUUCUCAAGAGAAAUUGAAGUAGGUAUUCUAGAUGUUUGAUAAAGUAAUGAAUUAACCAAUUUUAGAAUGGAGAUGGAAAAAUUUAAAGAGCUGAACUUUAAUAUAUUAUGUCAGGUAUUAAGAUAGAUGAUGGAUAAUGGAAAAACAUUUUGGAAGAAUGUGAUUAAGAUAAUGAUGGAGAGAUAUCUUUAGAUGAAUUAAUAGCAUUAAUGUAAAAAUUAAAGUGA
Molecule: messenger RNA, 1620 nt
Organism: Paramecium sonneborni
Lineage: Eukaryota; Ciliophora; Oligohymenophorea; Peniculida; Parameciidae
Source: the annotation of a GenBank genome assembly